Lachnellula hyalina is the source of this 1494-nucleotide messenger RNA. RefSeq names its product Inositol phosphosphingolipids phospholipase C (gene css1). The transcript has 2 exons. The record is from RefSeq and is a predicted model, not a curated record. The coding region runs from base 1 to 1494 and encodes 497 amino acids. NCBI's taxonomy places the organism in Eukaryota, Fungi, Ascomycota, Leotiomycetes, Helotiales, Lachnaceae. Gene Ontology annotation, cellular component: cytoplasm. Gene Ontology annotation, molecular function: sphingomyelin phosphodiesterase activity.
AUGGAUUUACCAGUUGUAGCUCCGGCAGAGAUCAAUGUCAUUACACUCAACUGCUGGGGUCUCAAGUACCUGGCCAAAUUCCGUAAUGAACGUUUGGCAGAAAUCGGGAAACGCAUAGCAGCUGCAGACCCCCAACCACACAUUGUUGGACUGCAGGAAUGCUGGACACAAGAGGAUUAUAAGAGCAUCCGGAAGCAAACGAAACAUAUUCUGCCGUAUGGGAAAUUCUACCACAGCGGCAUAUUUGGUGGAGGGCUGGCUAUACUGUCGAAAUGGCCCAUAGAGGAGAGUUCCAUGUUCAGGUAUCCCCUCAAUGGAAGGCCGACUGCUUUCUUCCGAGGUGAUUGGUUCGUGGGAAAGGGUGUUGCUUCUGCAAGAAUACGAUUCGGACCGGCCUUGAAGGAUAUUGUGGAGGUCUUCACUACUCAUCUCCACGCACCUUACGAAAGCGAACCGAACGAUUCCUAUAUUUGCCAUCGAACUGCACAAGCAUGGGAAAUUGCAAAGCUUAUACGGGGAGCUACAGAACGAGGGCAUCUGGUCCUGGCUCUUGGAGAUUUCAACAUGAUUCCGCUUUCCCUCGCUCACCGUCUCAUCAGCACCCAUUCUCCUGUUCGAGAUGUCUGGCUCCUCUUACACCCCGAUUCUUCAAUAGGUGCUUCCCAUGACGCUGUUGAAAAGGCAAGGAGACGUCCCAUACCGACAGCGGACUACAAUACAGUCGAGAAUGGAGCUACAUGUGAUAGUGUCCUCAACACAUGGCGGUGGAAUAAAGGCCAGCAAAAGCUCCUAGGACGCAACAGACCAGCCAUCGAAGUACCAGGCGAUACGAUUGACCCCAAAGCGAAACGCCUAGACUACAUCUUCGCCAAUACAGCCUUCGACUUUGCGAAUCCAGAGCGAGGAGGCUGGCUCGUCAAAACCGCCAAAGUAGGCUUCCUAUCCCGACACCCGGAGUUGCAAUGCUCGCUCAGCGACCAUUUCUCCGUUGAGACAACACUUAUGCAUUCUGAAAGCGUAGAAGGUGAAAAAUCAAGACAACAAGAAGAAUCCGCGUUGAAAGCAGGCGCAUACCUCUCAUCCUCCCCCACCCCAAGCGAACUACAAACCUUACACUCCCAAUUCCGCUACACAACCCCUCCUUACCUACCUCUACAAACAUACGACGAGAUCCUGGCCAUGAUCGCCAAAUACCGACUUCGCGAAAAGCGUCAAAGACGGUUGCGAUUAGGUCAUUUCGUUGCUUGGGUCUUUGUAAGUAUAGGCUGUCUAGUAGCAGUCUGGUUCAGCCCUAGGAAUUUUGUGGCGUUUAUCUUGAUGUUGGUGAGCACGCUGGGACUUAGUGCUGGUGUAAUUGAUGGGUUGAUAGGGGGGCUGUUUGUGGGGAGUGAGAUUAGGGCGUUGAAGGAGUUCGAGUGGGAGAUUAGUAAUGCGAGGGCGGCGGCUUGUGGGGAGAGUCAUGUUUUACAGGAGGAGGGGAUCAAAGAUUGGUAG